Messenger RNA from Hyalella azteca, 3377 nucleotides. Its product is annotated as myosin-A. Gene Ontology annotation, biological process: actin filament organization; vesicle transport along actin filament. The record is from RefSeq and is a predicted model, not a curated record. Gene Ontology annotation, molecular function: cytoskeletal motor activity; actin filament binding; ATP binding. Gene Ontology annotation, cellular component: myosin complex; cytoplasm; vesicle. NCBI's taxonomy places the organism in Eukaryota, Metazoa, Arthropoda, Malacostraca, Amphipoda, Hyalellidae.
AUGAGUAACAUACAAGUAGAAAACGGUGAGCAUGUCACUAUAGACUACGCGGAUGAUGCUGGUGGAAGAGUGGAUGAUGUACGUAAACAGAACUAUUGUAUUUCAUCGACAACCAUUUGCUUGGCGAAGCAGGACGGUGCUGGAAGCCAUGUUGAAAAUUGGGAACGAAGUGAAAGUGAAGCAGAAUCUUUGGGCGACUUCAAAAGUCGCUUCGAGAGAUAUCGGCGAAUUUUUGAUACCUGUGAAGGUUCUCUGAACGAGCAGAAGCAGCGUGACCUUCAGCAAAGGACUAACGAAGUUGUUGUCAAAGAGUCACCUAAGUUUAGCAGAGCAAAGAGUAACGGAGUUUUUGCCGAAGAGUCACCUAAGUUGGCCAGAACAAAGAGUAACGGAGUUUUUGACAAAGUGUCACCUAAGUUGGCCAGAACAAAGAGUAACGGAGUUGUUGUCAAAGAGUCACCUAAGUUGGCCAGAGCAAAGAGUAACGGAGUUUUUGCCGAAGUUUCACCUAAGUUGAGCAGAGUAAAAAAUAACGGAGAUGUUGACAAAGUGUCACCUAAGUUGAGCAGAGCAAAAAGUAACGGAGUUGUUGACAAAGAGUCACCUAACUUGAGCAAAGAGAACGGGGUGACAAGUUCUUUCAAUAUUGUCUCUAUUGAGUUGGAACCUUCCAAAACAACGAUCACUUCCCGUCUUUUGGUUACACCGACGAUUGAUGUAAAUGAUGAACUACCAUCUAUGAGCUUCAUUGACAGUAAAUUCAACUCAAACCUUGGAAAAGAUUCAAUAGCUUCUUCAAGCACGUCGCCGAUAGUUAGCAGGUCGAAUUUUUCAUCACAGAUGCCAUCGACUUCAAUUAUAAAGGAUUCAUCUUGCUCGUCCGAGAAUUCCGGCAUCACAACCGUCAACAUACAAGCAGAACGCUAUAAAGAAAAUAUUUUCCAUAUAAAUUCGGCGGUAGAGAAUAAUCUUUCUUCGCCAUCGAAGACAAAUGUGGGGCCCACGCUGGUGUCCAUUAACCCGUACACGGCGGUGGGCAAUUCCCUCACCCUGGCGUCGACGAGGGGCGCCCCUCAGAAGCCCCACCUCCUGAGGGUUGUACACGAGGCUGUCCGGCAGCAGAGCGAGACCGGCUACCCUCAAGCUGUCAUACUCUCAGGUACGUCAGGCAGCAGAGCGAGACCGGCUACCCGCAAGCUGUCAUACUCUCAGCAGAGCGAGACCGGCUACCCUCAAGCUGUCAUACUCUCAGGUACGUCAGGCAGCAGAGUGAGACCGGCUACCCUCGGCCUCGCCAAGACUGACAUCAACUCCGAGUCCAGCAGAAUUGGCCAUUUCAUCGAGGUUCAGGUCACUGAUGGCGCUCUCUACCGAACCAAAAUCCACUGCUACUUCCUGGACCAAACGCGAGUGGUGCGUCCGCUACCACACGAGAAAAACUACCACAUCUUCUACCAGAUGUUGGCGGGGCUGACACAGGAAGAGAGAGAGCGGCUGCAGCUGGAGGGCCACACGGUGCGGUCUCUGCGGUACCUCAGCGGCGGCGACACUCGCGUCAAUGAAGCGCAGGACGCAGCCAGGUCAGACGCCGAGGUGAGGCAGGGCGUCGAGGUGGACAUGCAGGGAGGCAGCCACGAGCUCAAGGUGAGGCAGGGCGUCGAGGUGGACAUGCAGGGAGGCAGCCACGAGCUCAAGGUGAGGCAGGGCGUCGAGGUGGACAUGCAGGGAGGCAGCCACGAGCUCAAGAGCGUGGCCAGUCUCCUAGGCGUGUCGUCAGGCGCGCUCUACCGCGGCCUGGUCACGCGCACGCAUAACGCGCGUGGUCACCUCGUCAAGUCCAUGUGUGAUGCCAACAUGAGUAACCUGACUCGGGACGCGCUGGCGAAGGCGCUGUACUGCCGCACCGUAGCCACCAUCGUGCGCCGGGCCAACUCUCUCAAGAGACUCGGCUCUACCUCAGGCACCCUAUCCUCCGACAGUAACGAAAGCGUGCACCAGAAUGGCGAUGCGGCCUCUCACCACGCGUCCACUGUCGGCACCGGCGGGUCCAAGGCGUCCAAGAGCAUGAGUGUCCUGAACAGCGCCGUGAAGCACGCCACCGACGGCUUCAUCGGCAUACUUGACAUGUUCGGCUUCGAGGACCCGAAGCCUUCACACUUGGAGCACCUGUGCAUCAACUUGUGUGCUGAGACCAUGCAGCACUUCUACAACACGCACAUCUUCAAGAGCUCCGUCGAGUCCUGCAGAGAAGAGGGCAUAAGUUCCAUCGUGGAGGUGGACUACGUCGACAACGUUCCUUGUAUUGACCUCAUCUCAUCCCUGCGGACCGGCCUCUUAAGCAUGCUGGACGUGGAGUGUUCUGUAAGAGGCUCCCCAGAAAGCUACGUGCAGAAGGUGAAGCUGCAGCACAAGGGCUGCUCGCGUCUCUUUGAGCCUAAGAGCGACCUUACCAGAGCCUUCGGCAUCCAUCACUAUGCUGGUCGCGUCGUCUACGAGGCUUCUGAUUUCUUAGACACGAACCGAGACAUCAUCACGGACGACCUGGUGUGCGUGUUCCACAAGCUCACGUGCAGCUUCGGCUUCGCCACGCAUCUCUUCGGGUCUGAGAUGAAGGCGCUGUUCUCGCAGGACGCCGCCCCACGCGGCGUAUCCUUCAGGAUCUCACCCACCUCACACACGGACUUACAAAAUGGCGACGAGCCAGUCUCUACCCUGACCCAGGACUUCCACACGCGCCUGGACAACCUGUUGCGCACGCUGGUGCACGCCAAGCCUCACUUUGUGCGCUGCCUGCGCGCUAACCCUACAGAGACGCCCGGUCUCUUUGACCGUCCCACCGUCAUCAAGCAGAUACGCGCGCUACAGGUAACCCUACAUUUAACAAACGAGGGUGCCAGACAACAGCUGGAGAUGCAGCGCAUAGACACACGGCACCGCAGUGCCACGCUCAUUCAGGCACACUGGCGAGGAUGGCACACCCGGCGCCGGUGGCCCACUCUGCGCCGCAGCCUCGAGUUACGGACUCGGUCUCAGAAUGUGGUGCGACCGAGACCCCAGCCCAUAACUUGUACACCUCCACCUGAGGGGCUCGAACGAUGUGACCAUAAGACCAUCCAGCAAACUUGCGACCUCUUCGGCCUCGACUUGGAGCGCCCCCCACCCGUGCCCCCCAGUCGCUCCUACACCAUCGCGGGCAACCAGAAGCUGGGCUACCCGCAGACCAGGGUGCUCAAGAUGGCCUUCACUGAAGAUGGUGGUGGUGAUGCGGUGCUGGUGAAGGGAGACGUGGUGAUGGUGGUGGGUGCAAGUCAUCGUCGUGGUCACGUCAUGGUAGAGUACCAGGGCAUCUCCGUACACGUACCCUACCAGUACCUAGA